AUGAAGAUGCUUACAUUCAGAAAGAAGCAGCAUUUGGUCUUUUUACUAUGUGUGUGGUGUUUGGUGGUGGAUUGGAGCAAGGCAGAAGCAGAUGAAAGUGAAGGAGGUCCAAUGGAGAAAACAGAGCAAGCUGCUCUCUACUCUACAAUUCAAGGCUUUGUUGGUGAUUCUUGGAAUGGUUCUUAUUUGUAUCCUGACCCUUGUGGUUGGACUCCUAUUCAGGGUGUGACUUGUGAUAUGUACAAUGAUCUUUGGUAUGUAACUGCUUUAAGCUUGGGGACUAUGCGAGACAACUCUCUUGCUUGUUCUGAGACUCCAGUGAUCAGACAAGAACUCUUUGAGCUCAAGCACCUCAAGUCUCUCUCUCUUUUCAGCUGCUUCACAUCACCAAACCGAUAUCUAGCUUCAAUAUCAGAUGAGAAGUGGCUUGAUCUCUCUAAGAACUUGGAGACACUUGAGAUCAGAUCAAAUCCGGGGCUGAUAGGUGAACUCCCUUCUGCCAUCACUAACCUGACCAACCUACAAUCUCUUGUGGUUUUAGAAAACCAGUUAACAAAUUCCUUGCCAGAGAAUUUAGCCAAGUUAACCAGACUGAGGCGCUUAGUACUGUCUGGAAACCGGUUCACAGGAAGAAUACCGGAGAUUUAUGGCUUAACCGGACUGUUGAUCUUGGAUCUGAGCAGGAACUUCUUAUCUGGGUCAUUGCCUUUAAGCGUUGGAGGGUUGAGUUCGCUGCUGAAACUCGAUCUCAGUAACAAUUACUUGGAGGGAAAGUUACCUACAGAGCUACAGGCCUUAAAGAACCUGACUCUUCUGGAUCUUAGGAACAACAGAUUCUCAGGUGGAUUGACUAGAGAGCUCCAAGAGAUGAGUUCUUUGGUAGAACUUGUUUUGUCCAAUAACCAUCUCGCCGGGGACUUAACAGGAAUAGAGUGGAGAAAUCUAAAGAAUUUGGUGGUUUUGGAUCUUUCAAACACAGGGUUAAAAGGGGAGAUUCCUUGGUCAAUCUUGGAGCUCAAGAAACUGAGGUUCUUGGGUCUAAGCAACAACAAUCUCAGAGGGAAACUCAUCCGUCAAGUGGAAACCGAAAUGCCUUGUCUCAACGCUCUCUAUGUAAAUGGAAAUAACAUCAGUGGAGAGCUGGAGUUCUCUAGAAUGUUCUAUGAAAGGAUGGGAAGGAGACUUGGUGUUUGGGGAAACCCUAAUCUGUGUUACCAUGGAGAUGAAAUCAAGAACCAUCGUGAUCAUGUUCCUUUUGGAGUGAACCAAUGCAAGGCGGUGACUUUGGUUUAA
Microthlaspi erraticum is the source of this 1293-nucleotide messenger RNA. Lineage: Eukaryota; Viridiplantae; Streptophyta; Magnoliopsida; Brassicales; Brassicaceae. The record is from the annotation of a GenBank genome assembly.